CUCGGUACCUAGUGUAUCACCCCAUACAAUGAAAAUGCCAGCCUCCCCAAACAGUUCUCUAUGGAUCUUUGGAUAUGGCUCACUGGUCUGGAAGCCGGACUUUGAGUUCACGUCUAGUAAAGUUGGCUUUAUCAAUGGAUACAGCCGCAAAUUCUGGCAGGGGGACACUUUCCACAGGGGCAGCCCUCAGACGCCUGGCCGAGUUGUGACUUUGCACGAGGAUUAUGAGGAAAGCACAUGGGGCAUUGCCUAUGAAGUGCGUGGAGAUCAAAUUGAAGCAUCUCUGCAGUACUUGAACGUGCGUGAGUCUGUUCUUGGUGGUUACAUCACAAAGUUGAUCAAGUUCUACCCACAAGAUGAAGGGGAAGAAGGAGCAGUUCUGUCACUGGUGUACAUUGCAACACCCCAAAACCCUAGCUACUUGGGACCAGCCUCGGAAGACGACAUUGCAGCCCAGAUCAUUGUAUCCAGUGGAAGGGCAGGGCACAACAUUGAAUAUCUCCUUCGCCUAGCAGACUUUAUGCACAACCACUGCCCUGAUGCCGAAGACAAACACCUCUUCACUAUAGAAGAGGCAUUAAUAGCUAUCCUUCCAUGUCUGUACAGCAGUGAUGAUCCUUUGGCCCUGCUCUGCUAAAACAGAUGUAUUAGCUGUAUAGAUUUAAGGUCAUCAUUAGAAUGGUUCAUCAAUGUGCCACUCCUACAUCUAUUAGCUAUGUCUACUGUGGACCUCCUUUGAUUCCCAUCUGUUCAUUGCAUCUCACAGUUGCAUGCUAACUUUGAACUUCUGCACUACUUUAUGGCACUUAAAAUUUGGUACUCCCCUCAUAGUGAACUUCAUUACUCCAGAACUGAGAAAUCUAUUGGACACAUGAUCUAAACACUGUUGUUAGGUCACAGAACUUUGUAGGCUCCUCUAGUGAUGAAUGAAAAAUGUUGGUUUAUGAAGCACAGAGAUUAACUGCUCCUGAGAAAACUACUAGGAAGCAGCUACAGAAGGAGCAGUGCCCUUUGCUUCUACAUUUUCUCUUUAUUUUGUUUUAUAUAUUUGUAUAUAGGUUUGUUAGCCCAGGGGAGCAGGUCUGUCCUGGAAACUAAUACUUAUGAAAUCUACCUCCAGGGUGGUUUUACCACUGCUGAGUCCAGUCAUGUAAAUGGAAUUCAUUUCUAUUCACAUAAAAUUGGUUGGAAGAAUGUUUAUAAAUGUUACGUUGCAUUGCCUUAAGCAAACAUGCAGGUUGGAUUAUUUAACUCUAAAAUAAGACACUACAGUUAGAUAUUUGUUUUGGUCUUGUAAAUCUAUGACAUCCUAAGACCAGAAUUAGAAAAUUUAAACCUAUUGCCUUUUCAGUAUUUUUUAAGCACCAAGUUGCAGAAAACACUGUUGGGUCCUAAUGAUUUUUGCCCUGCUUUAAACAGAUUAUAUCAUGGGUGACAGGAUCUCCAAUCUACUGCUUGGACUAUUAAGUCUUGUAAAUUAUAAAUGCCUUUAAGGGGGGUGGGGGGGGUGGCUUUAAAAUAGAAAUAUGUAAUAAUUUGUUGAGAUUACAUUGUUGACAUUUUGAAAAGAAGCACAUUUGUGAAUAUAUCUUUCAAAACUUAAUGUUUUAGGAGAUUUUAAAUAUCAUAUUCAUAGAUUUGUUUCAUACAGGAUCUGUCUGUUUCAAGGAGUCAAAUUCUUUUUAAGAACAUUAGGAUCUUUUGUCAACUUGGUGCAUUAUAGCAUAGGUGAUUGUCCAGCACACUGGCUUCUGAACUAGAUCUUAUUCGUUAGCACUAUAAAGGCCAAAUAUUAUUCCAAAUAGUCCCUGAUGCUGUAAGAGAUCAAACUGUCUGUUUAAUAAUAUGAAAAGGUUGGUAAAAGGGAUUUGUGCUGCUGACAGAUAAAUAUCUCACUAUUCUAAUGUACUGUCUUUGUUAAAGUGACAUUUUUAAGGGAUGAUGUGCAAUAGAGCUUUGGAGCAAUGUGUUAUAAAUUGACUGCAAACCAGGAAAAUGCAACUGCCAUGGGCCAUCAUGUUCUAUUGCAACUCAUUUUGAGUAAUACAGCAAUAAAAUGAAUGUAUGACCUUCUGGUUAGUACAUCUGCAGUUAACACUGGUAAAUGUUUUAUGUUGGCAUUAGGAAACUGUGCCACAUUUUGUUAUGUAUGUUUGUAAUUAGAAAGUAAUACUCAUUACUACACUUGAAAAUGUUUUCUCUCUCUGAGUCUAUACAGGAAGAAAGUGAGGGGAUUGGUUUUAUUUUUAUGCCAAAGUUUACUGUAAAGGGGGCAGAUUUUCAAAGCAGUUCAUUUUACAUUCCGUUUUCACAUUGAUCUGAAAUCAUCUGCUUCUUAUUUAGAAAGGUGCACACACGUGGCUUUCUUUGCUUUAAUUCUAAAUUUCCUGGUAAUUAGCAGUCUUAGUUUAAUUUGCUCCAUUGCCACAGUUGUAUGUAUUAUAAGAUGCAGAACAGCUGCCUCUGUGUAUGUAUAUGUAUGUACUGUAAGUAUUUUUAUACAAGCUCUGUAAUAAAAUUAUGUUGAAAAGA
Bombina bombina (fire-bellied toad) is the source of this 2532-nucleotide messenger RNA. It is a transcript of the gene CHAC1, whose product is annotated as ChaC glutathione specific gamma-glutamylcyclotransferase 1. The record is from RefSeq and is a predicted model, not a curated record. Gene Ontology annotation, biological process: glutathione catabolic process. Gene Ontology annotation, cellular component: cytoplasm. Lineage: Eukaryota; Metazoa; Chordata; Amphibia; Anura; Bombinatoridae. Gene Ontology annotation, molecular function: gamma-glutamylcyclotransferase activity; glutathione specific gamma-glutamylcyclotransferase activity. Bases 29 to 637 code for a protein of 202 amino acids. The transcript is spliced from 3 exons.